CAGCCGCUCCUGUCGAAAUUAUUACUCAGCGUUUGGGAGCAAGAAGACACAACAUCUUCAUCUUCAUCCUCAACAGCAGCAGCAGCAGCAGGAACCAUGCCGAGACAAACCGCCCAGGAGUGGAUCCGGACUUCUCUGCGGACUCCGGGCAUCUUCAUCUUCGGGCUGGUCAUGGCUCCCUGCGGCUGGGUCCUGGACCUCACCGCCACCGUGGCUCCAAACUGGAGGACCCUGAACAGCCUCCCCGACAGCGCGCCCAAUGAGUUCCUCCAGCAGGGCAUCUGGGACAUCUGCAGGGCCACCACCACCUCCACCACGGUGGAGUGCGGUGUGCAGGACACCACCUACUUCGGCAACCAGAUCAUCGAGGUGGCCCGGGGGCUCAUGGUGGCCUCCCUCAUCGUGACGCUCAUCGGUCUGGCCGUGGCCAUCCCCGGGAUCCGCUGCUGGAGGGACCAGCCCAACUGGACGGUGGCGGGUCUGGGCGGGCUGCUCAUCUUCCUGUCGGGCGUCAUGACCAUCAUCCCCAUCGCCUGGUACACGCACAUCCUCACCGAGAUCACCUCCGACUUUAAUCUCACGGACGUGGAGGUAGGCUACUGCAUCGUGCUGGGCUACAUCGGCGGGAUCUUCGAGGUGCUGGGCGGCUUCGUCAUGUUCAUCGGGAUCUGCCGCUGCUGCGGAGGGAAGAACCGGGGCGAGAGGCCGGUGGAGGAGGUGGUGAGUCGGUUCAGGCAACCCAAGGCCGCGCCGAGACGCCUGGACGUGCCGAGCCUGAACCGGGCCAGGAGCAGCGCCAGCAGCGUCCCCUACUCCAAGGACUCCCUGGAUGAUGAUGUGUCCUUCCCCCGGGCCAAGAGCCCCGCAGCCCGGUCAGCCAACACCUCCGUGAACGGAAGACCUUACGAUGCAGACCUAUGAGGAGCUGGAGACACAGGAGAGGACAAUUUACUGAAGAGACUGUGAGUGGAAAACAUUGUAGAGCAGGGGUGUCAAACUUAUUCUAGUUCAGGUUCCACAUUCAGCAAAAUUUGAUCUGAAACAACCAGUAAAUUCACAGCAUAAUAACAUAUAAAUAGCCACAAUGGUUCCUUUGUUUUAGUGCAAAAAAUGUUCACAUUUAAGGAAUUAUCUUUUUACAAAACAUUAUGAACAACCUGAAAUUUACGAAGAAAAAUAAAUUCAGUUGCAACAGCAUUCAGCCUCAGUUUAUCAUUUCCACAUUACAACUUCCAGAUCACAGUUUAUCCACAAAAAGGCACAAAACUUUUAGUCACAGCUAUCUGGAACUGAUGAUAUAGGAUUUUACUUUAUGAUCAAAACGACAAAAAAAGACCAAAAAUAACAAAGACAAGACAAAAUAUUACACGAUUGAGACACAAAAUGACAAAAAAAAAAUGAAGCAAGCGACAUGAUUCUAAAGAAAAAUAGACAAAAAAACCCAGAAAUGAGACAAAAAUGAAACAAAACGACAAAAACUUGAGACAAACAUCAAAAGUCAGACAAAAACCAACAAAAACAAGACAAAAUAUUACAAAAAUGAGACACAAAAUGCCACAAAUGAGACAGACGCAAAACGAAACAGCAAAGUGACAAAAAAAGCUGACAAAAAAGUUACAAAGAAACAAAAAAUGGACAAAAAUGAGACAAAAAAAGCAACAAAAUGACAAAAGAACAAUGAGCGAUCUAGAAUUUUAUUGUCUUCUCUUUAAUGUCUUUUUACACUUUGAGGGCCGGAUUGGACCCUCUGGAGGGCCGCUUUUGGCCCUCGGGCCGCAUGUUUGACACCCCUGCCUUAAAUAUUAAAUGUAAACUCCGUCACAUCAUGAGGCCAUUCAUAUUUAAAGUCUUCUAUCUGUUCUAGAACAACGUGUUUGAUGGAGGGACAGGUCCGUGGCUGCAGGUUAAUGUGGCUCAUUAUGGCCUCAGCUUGAUUAUUAUUAAUUAUUCUGUCAUUGUGACACAUUACAGGCCUCCACUAGUGAUUUAAUGAUGAUUAUAAUGAGAAAAUGGAAGGAGUGUGUCAUGAAGGACUUUGGAGAAUGAAGAAAAACUGUUGUAAAAUGGAAGUUUUGCUCCACUAGAGUUGUAAAUAUCCCUUACCUUUAAGGAAGCCUUUAUUUUUCUGUACACAUCAGCUAAUGCAGACACGUCUUUUUUUAAAGCUCUAUAUUUAUGUGAAUACUGUGUUGUGAAGCACUUUACUGAUGGACACAAGGCAAGUCGAGACGAACCUCCAGAAGAAGCACCCUGAAGUGUUUAAUGUUGCUCUGUGAUUAAAUUUCCUAAUAACAUA
Messenger RNA from Amphiprion ocellaris (clown anemonefish), 2296 nucleotides. RefSeq names its product claudin 23.1 (gene cldn23.1). Gene Ontology annotation, molecular function: structural molecule activity. The coding region runs from base 97 to 921 and encodes 274 amino acids. NCBI's taxonomy places the organism in Eukaryota, Metazoa, Chordata, Actinopteri, Pomacentridae. The record is from RefSeq and is a predicted model, not a curated record. Gene Ontology annotation, cellular component: plasma membrane; bicellular tight junction. The transcript has a single exon. Gene Ontology annotation, biological process: cell adhesion; bicellular tight junction assembly.